This is a messenger RNA of Diaporthe batatas, 2030 nucleotides long. RefSeq lists its product as uncharacterized. The coding region runs from base 271 to 777 and encodes 168 amino acids. The transcript is spliced from 4 exons. The record is from RefSeq and is a predicted model, not a curated record. Gene Ontology annotation, cellular component: cytoplasm. Lineage: Eukaryota; Fungi; Ascomycota; Sordariomycetes; Diaporthales; Diaporthaceae.
GCCCCCCUGGUUGCUGCCUGCCCAGGUGCCCGAUGGUGCAGCAGAUAUCCCUGUCGAUGACAUCCUGUCUUGGGUGCCCCGCCAUUCAAAGCUUCAAAUGCUCUAUUGUAGUCUAUCAAAACCUGCGAGCAAAGUUGAGGUGCUGUCCGAAAUCUGAACGCUGACCUCAACCCUUGUUCCAGACUUACCCACCUUGCUUUCCCGCCGAUUUCAACUCUGCAUACGGCGGCCUGAGGCUGUGGUUCUCUCAUCCCUGCCACCACCAUCAACAUGGCCGACGACCUGAUCCAGAGCUCUAUGGCUGGCGCACAACGCGUGCCGGCCAAUUUUGAUGCCAACGAGGCAGACAAUCUUGAAGAUAUCGAAAAGCAAUUUGCUGUGAAGGCCGUCCAGCAUCUGGAGACAUACUGGGCCAUCCUGGAAAAGGUCAAGGGCAGCACCCUCCGCCUGACCAAGAUUGACGAUGAGAUCCACGACCACCUCUGCAAAGACUUCCCGGAAUUCGACCCCGCCGAGACCAUAGAUGAGAACAAGCUCAAGAGCCCUGCUGGGAAGAAGCGGUGGCGCGAUUUCAUGAUGGCAUACGAGAAAAAGGUCGAUGACUACAGCUUUGGCACCAUGCUGCGCUCAAGUCCAAGGGAUGAAUACACACAGCACGGCACAAUCUUCGUGCCUCGAAUGCAGUUUUAUGCCGUGGAGAUUGCAAGAAAUCGGAAAGGGCUGAACGACUGGAUCUAUGAAAAGGCCCAGGCAGAAAAGAAGACAGAUACAAAAUGAGGGUCACGCUUGGCGUCCAGCAAAAUACACUGUCGUCUUGUAGCUGCUUUACUGCUACUUCCGUCCUGGUAGCAUUGCAACCAUAUCUGUCAACCAACGAUCCAUUACGUUCCUCUUGUGCCUCUGCUGCCAUGGGCCGCGAAGGCCACCUUAGCACUAGGUGUAGGUGAUUGGGAAGGGCACACAAAUCCCAAUUACAACACAUAAGAAACUUGUAGCCGGACCAAGGGUGGGUGGGCAUAGAGUGUGUUGAAACGCCCACGCGACUGCGGUCGGGGUCAGUGACAGCUGCAGUGCGAGCCCCCCAAACCAUCCUUGCCAUGAUUGCUGUGUGACUGCUGUGUGCAUACUAGGGCAGGACGCAGUGCAGUCAGUGUCAGCGAGCGGGAAGGUGCACUGGCAGGUACAUGGGGCGGGCCGCCUGCGCCGGCAACAUUGCUGCCGUCCAGAAAACAUGCAGAGUGCGCCGAGCUGACUUGAUGUCGCUUGUCGCAUGGAUGCGCCUGGUCUGUGGUCAUCAUCUCGUGAUGAGCAAUUUCCAACCCGCCCCGUCGAAGCAUUAGCCUCUGCUGUCGGCCGGUCUUGGGGGUUGAUUCGAUCAAGAGGGCUGUUCUGUGCCGUGCCUCUGCGCAAGAUCCGAGGGCCAAGCAUGACUCUUGGUGAGUACGGGCAGUCACUCUAGUGGAGCACAACAUUCGACGAGUGAGUGCCUGCCUGCCUGCCUGCCUGCCCUGGUGGGUGGGUGUGUGGCCGCCGACAAGGACGCACACGAUUGACUGUCUGUCUGUCGGCCUGAGCGCCUGGGUCUGUAGCGUCGCAUCACAAGGUUGAGCGCAUACAUACGAGGUGCUGCGUCUGUGGUGACAUGUUGGUCGAGCAGGCUGCCGAACCGCCAAGCAAGAUGCUGCCAUGCAAGUGUUGGCUAGCGUGACAUGAUUGCACCUGCCAUGCCCUUCCCACCACCGUCCAGAUCGCCUGGCUCCCCCCUCCUGUGCCGCCGGCUGGGUUCCUCAGGCACGUUGCACAAAGGGCCGUGGCUGGCGAGACAAGUUAGACGUGUAAAGGGCAGCAGGGCUGCGCGAGUGAGACGUGUUGGUGAGGAACAUUCUUGGCCACAUAGGUCGAUGUACCGUCCGCGGAUCACAUGAUGAACGCGUCAUGCGUGCUGCUGUGAACUGCAUUGCUUCAGUUUCGACCUGGGCCCCCCAUCCCACAACUCAGGCCUACCCAGGAGGGGAGCAAGGUGCUGUGUA